UUGCGGGCGGUGAUGCCGGACGGAAGAAGCGGUGGCGUUAUUGUUUGUGAAAGAAAACCGGAGAGGGAAAGAGUUAAUGUUGUACAGAAUGUUUAUUUAAGUCGGAAUUUGCCUGUUUUUGUAUAUGUUUAAAAAGAUACUGCAGUAGUAAUAUGUUGAAUGUUUUUAUAUCGUAUUUAUACUGUUUUUUAAAUUUUCGGAACCGAAGCGUCUGCAGGCCGUAAAUAAGCCGCCACUCGUCGAGUUUAACAAUAACCGCACAGCAGUCUCCUCGUCUCGGGUAGCAUCUCUGGAUUAACCCCCGACAUUUUACUUUUAUAAAGAUAGACGUUUAGAGAUUUUUUUAAUAGAGAAAACGAUAAAUAAACUGUGUGCACAUUUGUCUGAUGGAGCCGCUUGACUAACAAAUUGAUGGAGGGGGUUUAACGUUUGUAUUUAAGAUUUUAUUUUGUAUAGUUGUUUUUAAAAUUAAUUUCUGUUACUGAGGAGAACACAAAGCAAACAAAAUGUCCAACGGUGAAGCAGGGAGCGGAGAACUGACUUGGGUGACCCUCUUUGAUAAUGAUAAGCAUGCUGCCAAAAAGGAAACUUAUACUGCGAAUGAUGGUGUCAAGAAGGAUGCUUCCAAGAAGAUGUCAGUGGAGCGAGUGUAUCAAAAGAAAACGCAGCUGGAGCACAUCUUACUCCGUCCAGAUACUUACAUCGGUUCUGUGGAACCACUAACUCAGCAAAUGUGGGUUUUCGAUGAAGAUGUCGGUAUGAAUUUAAGAGAGAUUACAUACGUUCCAGGGUUGUACAAGAUCUUUGAUGAAAUACUUGUUAAUGCAGCGGAUAAUAAACAGAGGGAUAAAAACAUGUCUUGUAUUAAAAUAACAAUUGAUCCAGAGUCCAACAUCAUCAGCAUUUGGAACAAUGGCAAAGGCAUUCCAGUUGUAGAACACAAAGAUGAAAAGAUGUAUGUUCCUGCUUUAAUCUUUGGACAGUUGUUAACAUCGAGCAACUAUGAUGAUGAUGAAAAGAAGGUUACAGGUGGCAGAAAUGGGUAUGGUGCAAAGCUUUGUAAUAUAUUCAGUACAAAGUUUACAGUGGAAACAGCAUGUAAGGAAUAUAAGCAUAGCUUCAAACAGACUUGGAUGAAUAAUAUGACGAAAACAAGUGAUCCAAAAAUAAAGUAUUUUGAUGGGGAUGAUUACACCUGCAUUGUGUUCCAGCCAGAUCUAGCAAAAUUUAAGAUGGAAAAAUUAGAUAGAGAUAUAGUUGCUCUCCUCACAAGAAGAGCAUAUGAUGUUGCUGGCUCUUGUAAAGGGAUCAAAGUCAUUUUGAAUGGAAAAAAAUUACCGGUUAAUAGUUUUCGAAGUUACGUAGACCUAUACGUAAAAGACAAACUGGAUGAGACCGGUGUUGCAUUGAAGGUGGUAAAUGAAGCUGUGAAUGACAGAUGGGAAGUCUGUCUCACAAUGAGUGAGAAAGGCUUUCAACAAAUAAGCUUUGUAAAUAGCAUUGCUACCACAAAGGGUGGUAGACACAUUGAUUAUGUUGUUGAUCAGAUAGUCAGUAAACUAAUUGAAGUUGUGAAAAAGAAGAAUAAAGCAGGAGUUUCAGUGAAACCCUUUCAGGUCAAAAAUCACAUUUGGGUUUUUGUAAAUGCACUAAUUGAAAAUCCAACCUUUGAUUCUCAAACAAAGGAGAACAUGACUCUUCAGACCAAAAGCUUUGGGUCCAAAUGCGUACUUUCAGAAAAGUUUGUUAGAGCUGCAACCAACUGUGGUAUCGUUGAAAGUAUCCUCAACUGGGUUAAAUUUAAAGCCCAGACACAACUGAACAAAAAGUGUUCUUCUGUAAAAUAUAGCAAAAUUAAAGGCAUUCCAAAACUGGAUGAUGCAAAUGAUGCAGGUGGUAAACAUUCUUCUGAUUGCACUCUGAUUCUAACUGAAGGAGACUCUGCCAAAUCUCUAGCUGUUUCUGGUUUGGCAGUAAUUGGCCGUGAUCGUUAUGGAGUUUUUCCGCUUCGGGGUAAAAUCCUUAAUGUUCGUGAAGCAUCCCACAAACAGAUAAUGGAAAAUGCAGAAAUCAACAACAUUAUUAAGAUUGUUGGUCUGCAAUAUAAGAAAAGCUAUGAUGAUGCUGAAUCUUUAAGAACCUUGCGCUAUGGAAAGGUUAUGAUUAUGACAGAUCAGGAUCAAGAUGGUUCACACAUAAAAGGUUUACUCAUCAACUUCUUUCAUCACAAUUGGCCGUCUUUGCUUAGGCACAGCUUUCUGGAAGAGUUCAUCACACCAAUUGUGAAGGCAACCAAAAAUAAACAAGAAAUAGCUUUCUACAGCAUACCUGAAUUUGAUGAAUGGAAAAAGCAAACAGAAAACUACAAAACAUGGCAUAUAAAGUAUUACAAAGGUCUGGGUACCAGUACUGGGAAAGAAGCCAAGGAAUAUUUUGCUGAUAUGGACAGACACAGGAUUACGUUUAAAUAUGCAGGGCCUGAAGAUGAUGCUGCCAUUACUUUGGCUUUUAGUAAAAAGAAAACCGAUGACAGAAAGGAAUGGUUAACAAAUUUCAUGGAAGACAGACGGCAACGAAGGAUGCAUGGUUUGCCAGAGCAAUACCUAUAUGGUACUCAAACAAAAUACUUGUCUUAUAAUGACUUCAUUAACAAGGAAUUGAUUUUAUUCUCAAAUUCUGACAAUGAAAGGUCGAUUCCUUCUCUGGUUGAUGGUUUGAAGCCUGGACAAAGAAAAGUUUUGUUCACAUGCCUUAAAAGAAAUGAUAAACGAGAAGUCAAAGUUGCUCAGUUAGCUGGAUCAGUGGCGGAAAUGUCGGCAUAUCAUCAUGGUGAGCAAGCACUGAUGAUGACCAUUGUGAACUUGGCCCAAAACUUUGUUGGAAGCAACAAUAUUAAUAUUCUUCAGCCCCUUGGUCAGUUUGGUACUAGGAUUAAUGGAGGCAAGGAUGCUGCCAGUCCUCGUUACAUUUUCACUUUACUAAGUCCUUUGGCACGAUUGCUUUUUCCGAGUGUAGAUUCAAAUCUGCUAAAAUUCCUGUAUGAUGAUAACCAGAAAGUUGAACCUGAAUGGUACAUUCCAAUUAUACCUAUGGUGCUUGUAAAUGGAGCUGAAGGUAUUGGAACAGGUUGGGCUUGUAAGAUUCCUAACUAUGACUCAAGGGAGAUAGUAAACAACAUCAAUCGAAUGCUUGAUAACCAGGACCCCCUUCCUAUGCUUCCUAGUUAUAAGAACUUUAGAGGCACUAUCCAAGAAAUUGGUCAGAAUCAGUAUAUGGUCAGCGGAGAAAUCUUUGUGGUGGACAAAAAUACCGUUGAAAUCACAGAACUUCCUAUAAGAACCUGGACACAGACAUACAAAGAGCAGGUUCUUGAGCCAAUGCUAACUGGAAGUGAGAAGACACCAGCAUUAAUAAAUGAUUACAAAGAGUACCAUACAGAUACUACUGUUAAAUUUGUGGUCCGGAUGAGUGAAGAAAAAUUAGCACAAGCAGAAGCUGUGGGCCUACACAAAGUAUUUAAGCUGCAGUCAUCGUUAACUUGUAACUCUAUGGUACUAUUUGACCAUAUGGGUUGUUUGAAGAAAUAUGAAACUGUGCAAGAUAUUCUGAAAGAAUUCUUUGAGCUCAGGUUACAUUAUUAUAAGCUGAGAAAAGACUGGCUUGUAGGAAUGCUAGGAGCAGAGUCUGCAAAGCUGUCCAAUCAGGCACGUUUUGUUCUUGAGAAGAUAGAGGGGAAAAUCUCUAUUGAAAAUAAAUCAAAGAGGGAUCUUUUGAAAAUGCUAGUCCAGAGAGGUUAUGAAUCUGAUCCUGUGGUAGCUUGGAGCAAGGCACAAGAAAAGACAUCAGAAGAGGAUGAAAUGGAUAAUGAUGAUGAUGAUAGCUCUGUUGAUUCAGGUUCUUCUGGUCCAAAUUUUAACUACAUUCUUAAUAUGCCUUUGUGGUGCCUCACUAAAGAAAAAGUAGAGGAGCUUUUAAAACAGAGAGAUGCUAAGAAACACGAACUUGAUAUCCUACAAAGAAAAUCACCAUCUGAUCUUUGGAAAGAGGAUUUAGCAGCAUUUGCUGAAGAGCUUGAUCGAGUUGAAGCUCUAGAAAGAGAAGAAGUAAAUGCUGGAAAAAGUGGCAAAUUAGUGAAGGGAAAAGUAGGCAAACCAAAAAUGAAGAAGUUACAGCUUGAAGAGACUCUGCCUUCACCAUAUGGACGCAGAGUUGAGCCACAAAUUACCCAGGCUGUGAAAUUAGAUGCCUCGAAGAAAAUGACAAAAAAGAAAAAGGGAGACUUGGAUCCUUCAGCAAUUAAAUUGGAGUUUGAUGAACUGGGUGUUACAGAAGAGGGAGGUACAGAGAAUUCACUAACUACAUCUGUAGUAAAAGCCAAGACCCCUCGUGUAAAGAGAGAAAAGAAGGAGCCAGGUACUCCAAGGGCUAAGAAAGCUCCUGGUGCUAAAGGACCUGCAAAGAAGAUUAAAAAGAGGAAUCCUUGGUCAGAUGAUGAUUCCAAAUCAGACAGCGAAUUUGAUGAUGCAGAACACGUGGUAAUUCCACGUGAUCCUAAAUCACAGAGAUUAUCAGCUUCGAAACCAAAAUAUACUUUUGAUUUCUCAGAAGAUGAGGAUGAAGAAGAAGAUGAGGAUGAUGUUAGAAUUGUGUCUUCCCCAGUAAGAAGCUGCAAAGAUGAAGAUUUUGUAAUAUCUGAGAACAGAGAGCAAUGUGAGGAUGAAGAUGACUUCCCUUCAACCAAGUCUAUAUCUCUAACACAAUCACCAGUAGAGAAGAAUCAUGAACCAGCAAGUAUAUUUUCAACAAAAUCAUUUCAUUCUGAGAAAAGUAAUGAUAAUGAUGCACUUAAGUUUGACAGUGAUGAGGAAGACAGCACACCUGCUUUUUCAUCAUUAACUAGCUCUGUAGCUUUUGACAAACCAGCUCCUACCAAGAAAGCAAAGAAAACUUCAGAUGGAGCUGCCAAACCUAGAAAGCCACCAAAGCCAAAAAAGACAGAAGCUACACUUUGGGAUUCCGAUUUGGACAGUAGUGUUCCUAAGCCAUCUGCUACAUCUAAAGGUACUGGUAAGUGUCGAGGAAGAAAGCGAAAAAUGUCUGGAUCUGAAGAUGAAGAUGAAUAUAGUCCCACUAAAAAACCUGGAAAGUCUUACUCGAACAAGAAAUUGAAGAAAACAGUAUCUGAAGAAUUUGACUUUGACACAGACUGCUUCAGCAGCAGGGUAGAAACCUCAAGGGAAAGGCCUGGCCGAGCCAAGAAGGAAGUAAAAUAUUUUGCAGAGUCAGAUGAUGACGAUUUUGACAUAUUUGAUUAGGUGCUGCAAACACCAAAACAUUUUCAGUAACUCGCAUUCUCAAGUGGAAUAUCUCCUUUGUCUUUCUGUCUUGCAGAAUUUUGUACAUUUUGCUCAUUUUUGUGAUGAUGGUCUUAAUGGUUUUUACUGUGUUUAGGUGUUACACUUUUUAUUAUAAUUAUUAUACAUAUGCAGUUUUUCUUUUUAUUUUUUUAUCAUUGAAAUGUCAUGUAUUUGUCUGGUCGGCUUUUAGAAUUUUAGACUGCUUGUGCUAAAGCACAUUUUAAUUAAGAUGAAAUUGUAAACCUACUUUUUUGAAUUGACCUUGAAGUAAACAAACAUUAAGAACUGUAAGAAGUGUUUGGACUUUGAUUCUUAAAUUUUAUUUUUAUUCUUUUCAUGCUUUGUAACUGUUAAUGUGACUGAAAUAUUUGAUUUAUUUAAUUCAUUAUGGUUUAAUGUUUACUGUAAACUAGAGCUGUACAGGUGAGGUUUGUUAAACAUAAAUUCCUUACUAGUUUUACUGAAACAAGUGGGAAAAAAUACAUUUUCUACCCAUAUAAUUAAGGACUAUUUAGUAAAAAUAUUAGUUAGUAAAGGUAGUUAGUUGGGCAUAUUUAGUAAAUUAAUUCUAGAGCGACAUUUGCAAACAUUUUCCAUUUUUAUCACUAAAAUGAUUUAACUUGCUGGAAUUUAUUAAAUUUGUGAAUAUAGAUUGUCAAAAAGAACAGUUUUUUAUUUUAUUUUAUUUUUUAUUUUUUUUUUUUUUAAUCCUACAGUAAAAUUUACCCGGUGAAACUAAAUCUACUACAUGUGCCUAAUUGUUAAUCCAGCCAUCUCAUUCUGUGUUGAUUUAAAUUCUUCCAGGAUAUCUGAUCUUCUUUAAAUGUCCUCCAAAAUGUGAAUAACUAGAUAACUUGUGAAGUAAACAAUUUAUACAGUUAAGUUGUCACCACCUUCAACUUUUGCCUUUAAGAUUAAAUUCUUUCCCUUUAAAAUACA
This is a messenger RNA of Polypterus senegalus (gray bichir), 6296 nucleotides long. It is a transcript of the gene top2b, whose product is annotated as DNA topoisomerase II beta. The record is from RefSeq and is a predicted model, not a curated record. The coding region runs from base 507 to 5315 and encodes 1602 amino acids. Gene Ontology annotation, cellular component: nucleus. The transcript has 36 exons. Gene Ontology annotation, biological process: resolution of meiotic recombination intermediates; sister chromatid segregation; DNA topological change. NCBI's taxonomy places the organism in Eukaryota, Metazoa, Chordata, Cladistia, Polypteriformes, Polypteridae. Gene Ontology annotation, molecular function: ATP binding; DNA binding; DNA topoisomerase type II (double strand cut, ATP-hydrolyzing) activity.